AUGGAGGUCCUACCCACGCCACGUCGACCACGCCCGAAAGCACAUUUAUUGAAAAUGUCCGAGUUUGAUGUCGAAGAGCCAUUUCUCACAAACUCAGAGGGCGGCCGUCCUACACUGUCAGCGAUGUUAAUGAAAUCGACUUUGGACACGACCCAACAACAAACUAAUAUAGUGUGUACGACAUUGGACACACUGUAUUUCUAUAAGCACCACCUCGAAUUGUUAUCGCACAACAAACUACUGAAUCCGACCAAACAACAAUGUGAACCACGAUCACCAAGGUCUCCACGGAAAAAAAGCGACGCAGACACUUCGAUUGAGCAGUUGAUGAAACACUACAGAAAACUUGGAGACCAUUUCAUCUCACUCACCGCACAAAUCGCAAACUUUCAACAUCACUUCGCGUCGUACUCACACAAACAGUUGCUCCAGUUGUUCACUUCGGUAUAUAAAGUCGUGCCCGAUACUUCCGAUGGGGAUGAUGUGUUGUAUGGGACAGAGACGAUGGGAAAGCGAAUGAAAGUUGUUAAAUUGUGUGACAACUUUCUGUUGAUCAGUAAGAAGACCAGAACAUUGGAGUCCAUUUAUUACAUCUCAAAGGCUGCAAUCAUCCCACUCUCACAAGUCUCCUUAGAACUGAACAAAUACAUCACUCUUGAGUUCGAAGACCCUUCAAAAUUCCAAACAUGGCUCAAUAAAUUGAAUUCCGUUAAGCCGUGGUUCGAAGUCGUCCCAAGAAGACUCAUCAAGUCCCCAGAUAACACUUCCAUCUUUUUUAAUAAAGUCGGGGUGCCUGUUAAUUCACUUGGAAUAACAGAGACAUCCGUCGACAAAACAACUAAGGCAAUGACCCCCAAAUCGACACAAUCGCCUUCGAUGCUUUCGCCGCGGACAAAGAACAUUCUGAAUAUAAAAUUUGUGAAACGGACGAAAACAAAGACCGUGAAGAUAGUGGGGUUGUCGUUGGAUCAAUUAGCAAACGAACACAAUUUCUUGCAUAUUCCCAAAAACGUUUCGAUGCUAAUAAAAUACAUCAAAGAGAAAGGCGCACACAUCGAGGGCAUAUUCCGAGUGUCGGGGAGUAAAGAAAAGAUCGAGUUAAUUCUCUCGAAAGUCGAUUCAAAAAUUAUAACGUUUGAUUUGUUGGCUUCGGUUGACAUUCACUCGGUCGCAGGAGCUUUAAAACUCUAUAUAAAGUCGUUACCCGAUCAAGUUGUGCCCAAGUCCGUUGAUGAGAAGUUAUAUGAGCUAUGGAGAUUUAAAGACUCGAUGCAAGACAACGAAGUGUUGAAUGAAUUCAAAGAAGUGUUCUCGACAAUGCCGCCACUGACAUACGCAUUCUUACGCGAGUUGUUGGACUUACUCAAAAUCCUCUCGGACAACCAACAAGAGACGAAGAUGACAGUCGAAAAUUGUGUGACGUGUCUACAACCUUCUUUGAGGGGUUACCCUUUUGUAUACACAUACUCCAUCAUUCACUACACUACACUAUUUCCGCCACAAACAGAAAUCACUUUGUAA
Entamoeba invadens IP1 is the source of this 1521-nucleotide messenger RNA. RefSeq lists its product as hypothetical. The coding region runs from base 1 to 1521 and encodes 506 amino acids. Gene Ontology annotation, molecular function: GTPase activator activity. NCBI's taxonomy places the organism in Eukaryota, Evosea, Mastigamoebida, Endamoebidae. The transcript has 3 exons. Gene Ontology annotation, cellular component: cytoplasm. Gene Ontology annotation, biological process: small GTPase-mediated signal transduction. The record is from RefSeq and is a predicted model, not a curated record.